Messenger RNA from Drosophila albomicans, 928 nucleotides. Its product is annotated as serine protease 1-like. Bases 7 to 786 code for a protein of 259 amino acids. NCBI's taxonomy places the organism in Eukaryota, Metazoa, Arthropoda, Insecta, Diptera, Drosophilidae. Gene Ontology annotation, biological process: proteolysis. The record is from RefSeq and is a predicted model, not a curated record. Gene Ontology annotation, molecular function: serine-type endopeptidase activity. The transcript is spliced from 2 exons.
UUCAAUAUGAAGCUGCUCGUCGUAUUCGCUUUAACUCUGGCCUACGCCUCGGCUUCGGUGCUUCACGGCUUCAAUUCCUUAGAGGAUGAUACCAAUGUUGGCAUCAUCCAUGGACAUAAUGCUGCGCCCGGACAGUUCCCCUACCAAGUUCAACUACUUUUACCAGGCGGCUUACAGUGUGGCGGCUCCUUGAUUAGUCAUCGUUGGGUUCUGACCGCCGCUUACUGCACAGAACACUACGAUAAUAUCACAGUUCGCUUGGGUAACAAUCUAAAAUCUACCCCGCGGGUAACGUACAUUGUUAGUAAGAAGGACAUCAUCAUUCACGAAGACUUUAACAGUAAUGAGCUUAAUGACGAUAUCUCACUUAUCCGCAUUCCAUACGUUAAAUACAACAGCUAUAUUAAUGCUGUAAAGCUACCUAAGAUCAAUAGAUCCUAUCCCUCCUAUGCUGGGAAGAAAGCUUACAUUACGGGCUGGGGAGCGACCUCGUUUGAUUCCACCCAUAAACCCGAAAUACUCCAGUACGCCAAAGUAGGGAUCAUAAGUGCAAAAGAUUGUAAGAAGAAGUAUGAUUUUCCGAGUUCCUUCAUCUGUGUCUCAGUCGCCUCAGCCGAAACUUGGGAAGGCGAUACUGGCAUCCCAUUAGUGGAAACACGUAGCUCGGUACAGAUCGGUAUAUCCUGCUAUGAUAGUCCGGAACCGAAACGCAAACACCCCGCUAUAUUCACCCGAGUGACUAGUUACCUCAAAUGGAUCAAGUACCACACCGGACUCCCUUUGUGAUACAUAUGUUGUUUUAAUGAAGGCUAAUACUCCUUUUAAUUAUAUAGCAAAAUUCCAAUCAUUCGGAAAUUCAAGUUUUUGAAGUCAUUAUUAUGCAUUUUAUUAUUUGGUUGCAUUGUUAUUAAAAAAUUAAAUAAAAAUU